GCGCGCGCGUUAACGGAAUUCGCGAUCGAGCACGCAGGGACCACCGACUAAUGUUUAAAUGGACGCAUCGUCCAUUAUCACCCAAGUGUCGCGGGAUGACGAGUUAGGUGCGUUCAACAACGAGAAAGCCCAGUUACCUCGAGAGAAUGAAGCAGCCAACAAUACUUCGUCGAGUGGCAAGAAGCCGAGGGGACGUGGGCUCUUGCGCUCGCUGCUCUGCUGCUUCGGAAGAGGCCGUGGCGGCAGUUCAAAGAGCUCCAAGGCGAGUUCUUUGCAGGGCGAUGGCCGUGGCUCGCCACCGCCCGGCACCGGAUCCCCGAGAUUCCUCCUUCCACCAGUUAGGCACCAAGAUAUGCACAAAAAGUGCAUGGUAAUCGACUUGGACGAGACCCUGGUGCAUAGUUCUUUCAAACCGAUCAACAAUGCGGACUUUGUUGUUCCUGUAGAGAUUGACGGAACGGUACAUCAAGUGUACGUCUUAAAGAGGCCUUAUGUGGACGAGUUUUUGCAGAGAAUGGGUGAAUUAUAUGAAUGUGUAUUGUUCACUGCAAGUUUGGCUAAGUAUGCAGACCCAGUGGCAGAUCUGUUAGAUCGAUGGGGUGUAUUUAGAGCGCGGUUAUUUAGAGAAUCCUGUGUGUUCCACAGAGGAAACUAUGUUAAGGAUUUGAACAAAUUAGGUCGGGAUUUGCAGCAGAUAAUUAUUGUAGAUAAUAGUCCUGCCAGUUACAUUUUCCAUCCAGAUAAUGCGGUUCCAGUGGCAUCUUGGUUCGAUGACAUGACGGACUCCGAGCUACUGGAUCUAAUUCCUUUCUUUGAGAAGCUCAGCAAUGUGGAAAACAUCUACACGGUGUUGUGUAAUAGCAAUCAUCCUUACAAUCAGAUACCUGCGCACGCGGUGCAGAGCAAUCAGAGCCUGCCGACUUCAAUUUCGAUGGCUGCUUCCUAGCCCCACCUGAAUCCUGGCAACACAGCCAGUCUUGUCGCUCAAUGCACCUUCCGGAGGAUUCUGAGGGGACUGCUCCAUGUGACCCACUCGCUAUGUGGCGAAGGACCUCGAAGUGCCCCCCCUCGUUGAUCUUUGGAAAAAACCGCUCCGAUCAGCGGAGCCAAAUGUCUUAUAUCUCGAAAGCGCAUCAUUUAAGUCGACAUAGUCAGAGCUGCUGAUAUCCUUCUUCCUGGUGAGCAACGCAACGAAGACUGAGUCAGCUUCGAAGCGCGAGUGUUCUUCCAUUUUGCACCAAGCGUCAAAAACGACGAACUAUAUCGACCCUGUCCCCAUGGGCAGACUGAAAAUACUGUCUGUACUCGACAAAAGAGCAUAGUGAAGGAUGGAACCAGGAAUCUCCGUUAAGCAGAAACUGCUUAUUACAGAAAAGUUGAUCGCCAGAGAAGAGAGCGAUGAGUGAUUGCCCGUGGUGAUUGUAUAUUGGAAAAAUGUAAAGUUAUAGGAAUAAAAAGGAAAGAACGAAAGUACGAAGAGAGGAAAGAGAAGAGAGAUUGCUCCGAGUCGUUUGAUGGGCCAUGCUGUUGUUGCCGUGUAGUUUUUCUAUUCGAGCCAAGACACUGCAAACUUUGUUUACUUAGAUUCGGCUACAGAGAAGACAUCAAUGCUCCGAUUACGUUUAUGAAUGCUUCUGACCCAACUUACAGAACACGUUGGAAAAAAAAAGGAGUGUAACAGUAGCAGGUAGAAUUUGAAAUAUAUAUAUUUUUUAUUUGUUAAAAAUUU
Molecule: messenger RNA, 1729 nt
Organism: Wasmannia auropunctata (little fire ant)
Lineage: Eukaryota; Metazoa; Arthropoda; Insecta; Hymenoptera; Formicidae
Gene: hzg
Product: carboxy-terminal domain RNA polymerase II polypeptide A small phosphatase 1
Exons: 4
Coding region: 59-946 (295 amino acids)
Molecular function (GO): RNA polymerase II CTD heptapeptide repeat phosphatase activity
Source: RefSeq, a predicted model, not a curated record